Soboliphyme baturini is the source of this 675-nucleotide messenger RNA. NCBI's taxonomy places the organism in Eukaryota, Metazoa, Nematoda, Enoplea, Dioctophymatida, Soboliphymatidae. The record is from the annotation of a GenBank genome assembly.
AUGAUGAGUCGAAUGAACUGCGGUUAUAUCGACGAUACGCAAAUGCAUAUGCCGUACGGAAAGCUGUCAGACGGGACGACGCUUGUGGCUGCCGAAUUCCAAGAUGGUGUCGUUAUUGGAACGGACAGCAGAACAUCAAUGGGGUCGUUGAUCGUUGGACGGGUAACAGAUAAAAUUACGGAAAUCACACCAUUCAUUUGUUGCCUUCGAUCCGGUUCUGCGGCCGAUACCCAGGCAGUGACGGACAUCGUCAAGUACAUGCUGGAGGUGUACGAGAUGGAACACAAUUGUGUGGCUCCCGUGUUCAUCGCUGCGCAGAUGUUUCGCGAUAUGUGCUACCGAUACCGCGAGCAGCUAUCCGCUGGAAUAUUGGUUUGUGGAUGGGACCAAACAAAGGGUGGUCAGGUGUAUUCCGUUCCGUUGGGCGGAAUGAUUGUUCGGCAAUCGAUGGGAUGCGGUGGGUCUGGAAGCACCUAUAUAUACGGCUACCUGGACAGUACUUACAAAGCGGGCAUGACCGAAGACGAGUGCGUUGAAUUCGUCAAAAAAGGCGUUGCGUUAGCAAUGUCUAGGGAUGGCAGCAGUGGCGGGUGCAUCCGUCUGGGCGUCAUCAGCAAAAGAGGUUUGGAGAGAAAGAUUUUCACCGGAGACGACAUCCCAAAAUUCACCUUGUAG